AUGGAUUCCCGAGCACCGGUUGGUUAUGUUUGGCGAUACAUAUUGCAACGAGUUUGGCAAGAUACACUGAGCGCUAUGCGUAAAGUUUGGCUAAAAGUCUGGCGUCAAGUUCCGCAAACUGCUGACUCCUCUCCCGCAGUACGUAAUAGAUGGGAUACGCAAUCAAUAACCUACUCGGAUUGCGAAGCAUUUUUCGAAGCAGUAAGCAAAGGCUCGAUAAAGAAAUUAAACAAAAUGUUCUUCAAGACGAACGGACCAAAAGUGACGGCUGAAUUAGCAAAAUCAUACAACGAACAUGGAGAAACACCUCUACUAAUGGCCACUCGUCAAGGAAAAAAGAGCAUGGUCCAAUUUUUAUUACAACAAUUGCAAGUACCUGUUAGUCAGCAUGGGCGAUUUAUGUGGAACGGUGUUGAAUAUCCGCAAGUUCCACCAUUAUUCGCAGCUAUUCUUUGCGGGCAGACACAUAUAAUCAUCCAACUGAUUGCGGCUGAGAUACAAUCUGGACAAACAUCGAGUUCGAUUAGUUCCAUCGUCUAUAGCACCAACGACCGACAUCAAAAGAUAAACAUAUUGAAACUAUUGGGAGCUACUUACCUGUGCUUUUGCAACAUACACGGAACACGAGAGCUCGGGCUGGUCUGCUGGGAAAAAGCCAUUAAUCUUCGUAAUGCGACCACUGACGGAUGGCAGGUCAUACCCAAACCUGAGGUCCCGUUUUCGUCUGACAAUGCUCGUAAAGCUAUGGGCUUUACAUUUGAAUUUACCACACAAGAACAACUGGAGCAAAUCAACGCAUCAGACCUUCAGCUCUUUACUCAGAGCGUUUUGGUUAGCCAGCGAAUUAUGCACAGCAUCAGUCCCGGAGCCAAUCUGUUUAGUCUUUCACACCUCUGCCAAUAUGUUAGCAUGUGUUAUAACAAAGAAGAGCAGUACGACCGUGUGAUCUGCAUUGGCUUGUUCUUUCUUGAACCACCGGACAAUCGAGAAGAAUUUACAUUUGCCAAUCUAAUGAUUGCUUUCGAGUUUGCUAGUGACUAUGUUACUGGUCUACAAGAUAGCGAACGUAGAUUACGCACAUCGUACGAUAUAGCACGCAACAUCUUGAAGAUGGUCUUGUUAAUUGUUGAGAUGCUUCCACAGUUAGAUGCUCACGAAAGUCACCAAUUCAAACGUUGUCUCUACCGUUUCCUUCGUAACGACCGUAGAUGGGGUUUGGAUUGCCAAAAUUUCUUGCACAUGAUUUGCCGUUGUGAAGAUCCAUUGCAAUAUUUAAGCAGACCUCCUAAUUGUGCCUAUGAAAGCGAUGAAGAUGAUAGCGAAGAUGAUGAUGAUGAUAGCGACAACGAUGAUUAUAGCGACGACGAUGAUGAUAGCGACGACGAUGAUGAUAGCGACUCUUGUUCAUGUGUUAGUGAUGAUGGCGAAACUGAUGGAUCUGUUAGCGGAUGUUCUUCGUGUGGCUACCACGUUGAUAAUGGCGGUCCUAACGACAACGAUGAUGAUUUUGACGUGGUUCGUUUUGAAGAUGAUUUCUUGAACCUUGACGUGAACCUUGAAGAUGGAAUAAUAGAAGAGGUUGAAGAUGAUUUCUUGAACCUUGACGUGAACCUUCUUGAAGAUGGAAUAAUAGAAGAGGAGCAAGUUUUGGAAACACCCUCUAAGGAGUUGCAGAUUGCCGUAAUUAGGUUGUUCUUGGAACUUGGAGCUGAUCCUAAUGCAACGGAUGCUGACGGAUUAACACCUCUACAUUGGCUGAGCAUGUAUUCUAAGGAUUUUGGCCAAGCUCAGGUGGUCAUGGAACAUGGAGGCCAUAUUGAUCAAGCUGAUUACAACAGGCAAACACCUCUGAUGCACUUUAGGCAAUGGCACAGGCAAACACCUCUGAUGCACUUUAGGCAAUGGCACAGAGUAUUUGACAGAAUGCCCGAUCCUCGCCUUCAAGCUUUGCUUCACACCGUUUUGCCACUAAGUUGUUUGGCAGCACAAGUCCUGCGCCAAAAUCAAAUUCUAUUUGACGUGAAGGAGAUUCCAGCUACUUUGCAUUCAUUUGUUCGCCGUCAUUAAACACUGGAU
This is a messenger RNA of Daphnia magna, 2076 nucleotides long. RefSeq lists its product as uncharacterized. NCBI's taxonomy places the organism in Eukaryota, Metazoa, Arthropoda, Branchiopoda, Diplostraca, Daphniidae. The transcript is spliced from 2 exons. Gene Ontology annotation, molecular function: protein binding. The coding region runs from base 1 to 2067 and encodes 688 amino acids. The record is from RefSeq and is a predicted model, not a curated record.